Messenger RNA from Xyrichtys novacula (pearly razorfish), 20463 nucleotides. The record is from the annotation of a GenBank genome assembly. Lineage: Eukaryota; Metazoa; Chordata; Actinopteri; Labriformes; Labridae.
ACUUCCUUGAAGUUGCUGCUCAUAUGACCAAGAAACCAAGAGAGCAAAGCACUGCGAGAGAUGUCUGCUCUGAUUUUGGCUCUUUUCAGCGCAAUAAUAUGCUGUUCUGUGACAGAGAAGCCGUCAAAUGUUUCAUCCCCAAACAUUAUCAUCAUGCUCAUGGAUGAUGUGAGUUAUUUUCUCAUUUUUCUGUUUGAUUUUGGUUUGUUUUCUGUUUGUGGUAUGAAAGAGUUUCACACACCUUCCUCUGUCCCUUUACCUUCUGUUUCUUUAUUGGUUUAAAAAGGCACACUUAAUCACCUUACAUCUUACUAAAUCUCACAGCCUGUACCCAAAUCUACUUUUUAUGUUUCACCCUUUUUGCUGUGAAGACAAUGUUAUUUUCUGUAUAUCUUUAGAUGGGCUGGGGGGACUUGGGGGUGUUUGGCCAACCAGCCAAGGAAACCCCCAACCUGGAUGCCAUGGCUGCUCAGGGAAUGCUGCUACCCAAUUUCUACACAGCUAACCCACUGUGUUCUCCAUGUGAGUCAGCUGAAAGGGUUGCCAAACACACCUGAACCAGCAGUUCCUGUUUUUUAUUGUUUUAAGAUGAGAGAUGAAUUAACCACAGCGGCUCUCUAUCUUUGACUGUGCAAACUUGAAUGACAUGGUAAAAAUAUGUGAUAAAGGGACAUGCAAACUUACAGUGUAUAAUGUUUACAAUACAGCAUACAAAACAGAGAUUCAAGAUUUGUUUAUUUGUCAUGUGCAUGUUAAGCAAGGUCAAUAAUUGCAAUGAAAUGAGAGGACCACUCGACUUAAGGGAGUACAGAUAAAACACACAAUAAGUACUGAGGGGUACAAUAAAAAAUAAGGAUACAAAAAAUCAUAUUCAAGACGAAUAAAGUAUAAGAGAAAUAUUCACAAAGUGCACAAGCGAUGCAGUAGGUGCUGAGUGUAAAUGUUUGAAAUGGAGGAUAAGUCGGUGAAGAAAAAAACGAGUGUAGCAUAUUGCUGUCUGCCUUUUUGUUGUGUGUACAAAUUGAGAAUUUUAUAGCUGACAGCAGUGAUGAGCGAGAUAACAUUUAAAAAAGGGACUUAAUAAAUAGUUACUGUUGUCAGCGUACUCUGAUACAUUUGCCAGGAGCUACAGAUAUUUUCUAACUAGAUAAAUUAAUUAGUAUUUCUGUUGCUUUUAGCUAUCCUGAAGAAGAGCUACAAUAGUCUCAACUUUUAGUGCUCACUAACAAAAAAUAAUAGACCAACAUCCAUGCAUCCUAAUAACUUGUUUUCCUGUAAUUUUAAUUUCAGCAAGAGCUUCACUUCUCACCGGGAGGCUGCCUGUCAGAAACGGUUUUUACACCACUAAUGCUCACGCCAGAAACGGUAAACAAGUAAUAUCUUAAAGUAGGAUUAGUUAUCACUUAUUUAACAUUGUCCACUUUGUUGUAAAGUCACAUGAAGUUCUUUCACGUUUAAUGUUGUUUUUUUAUAUAGCAUACACACCACAGGAAAUAGUGGGAGGAAUCUCUGAGGAUGAGAUUUUGUUACCCCAGUUGCUGAAGAAAAAGGGAUAUAUCAACAAGAUUGUUGGCAAGUGGUGAGCUCAGUCUCUUCCUUUAAUUUAGGUUUUUAGAGGUACUGAAGUUUAGAUAUGAUGCUAAAAAUGACUGCUGAUGAUGUCUUUGGCUGAGGAGAAAUGUUACGUGCUGAAAUGACUCAAACUUUACCCAUCCUGGUUAACUCCUGAUUCGCAAGCAAAAUCCUUCAGUUAUGUGUUUGAGUGCUAAUAGAGUGCACUAGAGAAACUGUUUCAAGCAAAAUGCAUUAUGUGACUGUGAGAAGAUUUUUAAAAAAAAUGUAUAAACAGCACAAAAUAGGUGAAUGAACCAAUUGGGUUUUAAUGAUGGCAUUAGAAUAAUUUGUGCUGUUAAAGAAUAAAUAUAUUUUUACUAGUUAUUAAAUGCUGAAUUUCAAUAGUUGAUUACAUUUUAAUGGCAUAUUUUGAAUUUUAUGCUUUUGUAUUUCAAGUCCAUAUCAAUAAUACGUAACAGUCCUUACUAGUGAUUAAAAUUUAGGAUCAAAUGGAUGCCUUCAAUUAUACUUUAUGACUUUUAGAUUCUUUAAAUAAAUGCUCCACUGCUACACCAGCAUAGUCUGAAAACAUGACCCCGAGUUAGGAGACCGUUUCGGAGUUUUCACAAAGUUUAGUGCUUUAUUUUUUUCCUAAGGAUAAUUCUGUUGCACAUAAAAAAAAAUGUAGUAGUACAUGUACAAAAUGUGCAGCAUGUUUCUUCAUUGAAGUUUCUUCGGCACUCUGCCGACUUUUUGUCAUACCAUAGCCCGGAGUUAGCUGCACCUGUGUGUUUAGAUUGUAGGUGGUGGCUCAAACUUGGGGAGUGUUUGAAUUCUGUUGGACACAAACUGAUGGUCACUUUUGACUUUUGACUUUUCAACUGAGCUGCUGCGAUGAAGUGAAACUGAGCAAUAAAAAGUACAGGAGUGUUAAUAUUUAACAGGAAAGCACCAAAGCAACUUGAUGAUAGUGUGCCGGAAAGAUGCGCUAGCAUGCAAUAAAAUAUAAGCAUACUAUAAUUUCAAGCCUUUAUUACACCAGGAUUAACAUGAGGAUGCUGACAAGCUGAAAAUGUAUAAAUAUGCACAUUAAAAUAGUUCCAUAAGUUAAAAAAACAUGUUUAAGAUAUCUCGGACAAACUUUUUGACAGUGCUGGUGAUGAUUUUUAGGCAUCCGUUGAUUGAUUUGAAUUCUCAUAUUGUGGCUCUUAUUGGAGAAACAGUCUUAAAAGUGCCUUUUUUAACCCUCUUCAGAAAUUACUUUUAAAUUCUAAAGAGGUGAAUAAAGACUAACUGUAGAGGAGCAGUCAGGAAAAGAGCAACUUGUGAGGUCUUUUUUUUAAUUGCACAGCUAUAAUUGCACACUCCCAGCUCAGCACUUUCAGUGGACCUACUUUGUUUAACUUGGAGUUUGCAGAAAUAGAUCACACACUGUUUUUAUGCUAAAGCUAAAUAAACGCACAAACUUCCCAACAAAAAUAAAAGCAGUAUGUUUUUCUUUUUGGGAAAUUCUUUCAAACACUCUGUUCACAUUGAUUGUUCUGUGUUUGACUGCACUUUGUAUGUCACUGCAGGCAUCUGGGCCACAGACCUCAGUACCUGCCUCUGAAGCACGGUUUUGAUGAAUGGUUUGGUGCACCAAACUGCCACUUUGGCCCCUACAACAGCAACAGCACACCAAACAUCCCUGUUUACAACAACUCUGAGAUGGUUGGCAGGUAUUAUCAUACACCAGCUCUCAACUAUACAUGACAGCAAACAGAAAAAAGGCGAGAAAUCUAUAAAAUCUUUCCUCCUCCAUGACUCAGUGGAAUAGUCGGGCUGGCUGAAUGAGCUGAGUGUCUCCCCUCCUCUCUCUUCUCUGUACCAGCUGUGCUUGUGUAUUCCAUUUUCCGCCCAUUUGUUUUCCCCAAAACAGCCAUAUGUGUAUUCAGGGUCAUUGGAACUGGCAGCCGGGCGUGUUUUUUCGCUUAGCCGUGGGUUUAAUCAGCGCUGCAUACCUGGGUUCUGGACAGACGUACACACACACAUAGACUUGAAUACGCAGAGACACACUCCCGCCCUCUAGAGACGGCAGGUUGUGUUGGCUGUAUGUGAAGACACCUGGAGGAAGUGAAGCGUAGGAAAGAGAGAUGCCUGUCACUGCUUCUCUGCUCGCCGCUCCACGCCUCAGCAGCGCUUCAUAACAGUUCCCUCUGCUCAGCUCGCCUGAGACUUCUCAAAUACGCCUUUCUCCUAAGUCUUUUGCAAACACACGCCACAAGAGGGAAGUUUAGCUCAAAUCUGUUUAUUGCACUUUUCUCUGUCAGUUUAGACACAUUAUAACCGCUCUUAUUAUACAAUCGAGCCAUGGUGAAUGAACAUUUACUACUGUGGUUAAAUAUGAAGAGGAGAAAUAGCAUGAUGUGUGAACUUAACAUAAAACUAUAUUUUUUUAACCUUGUCAAACCACUUAUUUUUUAGAUACUAUGAGGAGUUCAAGAUCAACAAGGAGACAGGAGAGUCGAACCUCACGCAGAUCUACUUGAAGGUAGGCUGAGCCCUUCCUGUGUCUUUAACAUCUUUUUCUCAAAUGUAGUCGCCCUGUUUUCAACCUUGAGCUGAUUGGAGUCAAAAAAGAAAUAAAUUUAACCUCAUUGUCUCUUAGAGUGGAAAACCGCUUUAAAAAACAUGAAAAAUAUAUUUUACACAUUAAAAAUCAGUUUUAUUUUUUUAUUCUAACUGAUCUGGACUUGAGCUGUGACUUUUCACCCUCUUUUAACCGGACAUGUCCUCUUUUUGGGGGCCUGUCCGGGUUUGUCCGGCUUUGUCCAAGGAAGUUUAUAAAAUCCUUCAAAUUUUCACGGUUUUGUAUGGAAGUUUCGAUUUUGUGUGGACUUACUGAGUUAGAAGCGCGUAAAGACACUCGAUCCGACCUGAAAAACUCUCAAAAUUAACUUCCUGUGACUCCGCCCCCGCGUAGUCGUGUCCUCUUUUUGGGAAGUCAGAAUAUGGUCACCCGAGUUAAAUUUUCUCAAGUGUUAUUUUGACUUUUUAUCAGCAUGUUUUUCAGGUAACGUUUUUAGGUAUUUUUGCAUCUUUUGGACAGAAUACCUCAGGAGAAAUAAGAGUGUGUGGGAGCAGAAAGUAGAGGAAGACACACUGCAAAGGGGACCAACGUCACACAUAAAAAAAUGCUGUUUGUUUAUUAUCUAGUUUGACAUCAGGACUGUAAAUGGAGCAAUAUUAAGUCUUUUGUCAUCUGUGUUGACAGUAUUAUAACUUCUCAUACUUUCGACUUUUGCAGGAAGCUCUUGACUUUAUAAACCGUCAAACUCAAAGUCAGCGGCCGUUCUUCCUCUACUGGGCCCCUGAUGCCACUCAUGCUCCUGUCUAUGCCUCGAAACGUUUCCUUGGAAAGAGCCAGCGAGGAUGGUAGAUCACAUCCUUCCUUACUCACUUUGUGAUUGACACACACACACACACACACACCUGCACAUUAAAAGUCGAUUUAUGAUUUUCUCUGCUCCGUAGGUAUGGUGACGCGGUGAUGGAACUAGAUGAUAGCGUUGGUCAGAUAUUGUCACGGCUGAAGAGUUUAGGUGUAGAUAAGAACACCCUUGUCUUCUUCACCUCAGAUAAUGGAGCUGCUCUCGUCUCUGGCCCAAAUCAAGGUAGGAAAUCACUUCUUUCCUCUUCUUGAAAUUGAUCUGUUUUGUAGUUACACGUGUUUCUGUGGCUCUGACUUCUCAGGCGGCAGCAACGGGCCGUUCCUCUGUGGGAAGCAGACCACCUUUGAAGGCGGUAUGAGGGAGCCUGCGAUUGCUUGGUGGCCCGGAUACAUCCAAGAGGGCACGGUGAGAAUACCCCUGUGAUUUGCAGCUUGUACUCAAUAAAGCCUUAAAGAGCAAAACAAAAUAAUCAAUCACUUAAACCCUAAAAUCUGCUCAUGAGACUAGAUUUAAAUCCAGGACAGGAGCCGGUGGGUUUUUUUGUCUUCUGAGCAUUGUUGCUCCCUAAUGUUCCUCCUAUCAACAGGUACCAGGAGCUGACGGGCUCUAUGUAAAGCCGUAGGGGGUAUAAAGGACUGUAAAGCAGGUUGAGAGUAAAGGAAUAAUUAUUGCACUAAUCCCUUCUUUGAGUGAUUGUUGCUUGUUUGUAUCAUUUUCCUAUUUACAUGCGCGCACUUUGAUCUGCCGUUGCUGAAACCAGUUAAUCUUGACUUUGUCAAACUUCUAUCGAGUGAUUUUAGCUCCAUAAACAGCGAAGAUAAACAGCGUGAUUGUGUCUGUGGAGCGUGUGGGUGCUUAUUUCUGUGGAUCCUCAAAUAUUUCUGGCUGGAAGUAAUGCCCAAAACUCUCUCUCUCUCCCUCUCUGUCCCUCUCCCCCUUCCCCAAUUUAACCCCCCACCCACACCGUGAUCCUAUAAGCUUGUGCGUUCUGCAAAUGACUUUUAAUUGUAUUAGGGGCAGCUGUGACACAGGGCUGUGACGCAGAGGGAUUUGGUGGAGGAGCGAGCGGAGGCUGCAGUCUGCAGUAAGCCUUGCCCCUGGCUCAUCUCACAGGGGUGUGCUGGGGCCUGAUAGCACAGCGGAGCAGCGAGGGAGAGGGGGAUUGGGAGCGUCUUAAGCGGCUAAUCUGUUUGUGUGUUUGCUGAGGUUGGAUUGAGCUGUAAUGAGGACUUCAGUAUCUGAAUAUGCCAGGCGUUCAGGAUAAAGGAAAGGAGGGUUGGAGGGAGCAGCGAGGGAGGGGGGUACAGGAAAGGAAGUAAGGAAGAAGUAAAAAAGAAAAGGAGGAAGAGGAGCGCUAAAGACUCUGGAGCUGCCACCCUGCCAGGAGCAUUUAUGUGUUUGCAGGGCUUUGCUGCACCUGCGCCACAUUAUAAUUGACCAGUGUGUCUGUGUAUACAUGUGUCACUUCUGUUUGAUUCUUGCAUGCUUUAUAUAUAAAUGUAUAUGUUCUCAGGGAUAUCUUUCUACUCCCUGCAAAGAGACACCACUGCAGAUCACCAUGAAACACCUACAGGACGUGUAUGUUUAGAUUGCAGUUUCAGCUGGAUCAAUAGAUCCUCCCUGAAGCUCUCUGGGGUUGUGAUGACAAAGCUGCAUUGUUGGAGCUUCUGUUCUCUCCAGCUUUGGAUUAAUCACUGCGCUGCUUGAGAGGGAGGACAGACCAGACACAGGGUUGCCCCCGUCUCUCGUUUUGUUUUCUUCUACAAUCGCCGUUGAUCUGUGCAUUGAAAAGUCCGUAAGCUCUUUGAGCUUCAUAAGGCUGAAGAGAACAAACAGCCAUCAAUGCCUCUGAAAAGAGCGAUCCCAGCAGAUUUUAUUGUACUGAUAGAUGCAUUUGGAACAAAGAAGAAAGCGACAAGUUUUGGGGGACUUGGAAAUAGGAAAAAACACCUCUACAUGUCUUAAAAGUACAAUCUGCAUCCUAAUGGCAGUAUUCAGAUCUAAGAUCAAAACACUCCCUUGCUUAUCCCUCUUUUUGGUGCAGCAACAGUGUCCUUAGAGGUCAAGAAGCUUUCAUUAUGGAUAAUUAUUAUAAUCCCCCAUUUUUAUCAGUAUGAUAGAAACAUGGUGGUGCAAUCUGGUGGCCUCUGUGGAGGAGCACCUCUUCCUAUGUAGAUAUAAAAGUGUUUUCAGAAUCAAAAAAAUGUUUAUGUUCAGGUGAUUUGUAAAUUCAGUCAUCCUACGAUAUAAUAAUCCAUUUUGAAAAGUCUGUUUUGCUAAAUACUGCUAAAUUACACACAAUUACCCACCUUGAAAAACAAAAAAAUGUCUUUGUAUUGGUGACCAAACUUGGUAUUUAAUGUGUGAAUGUGCGUGAAAUGAUCAUUAAGCCAUACGUCUCCAGUAUUCAGUUAGAUGGAGGUGUGCUGGAAUGAAGCAGCAUGGCUGCAGGUGCACAUUCAGCAUUCUCCCAGAGCUGCAGGAAGGUGACGCUGCCGAUGGUGGCCGCAGGAAUAAAGAAUGGGGAGGUGGGCAUCGUGGAAGGGGAGUUGUCGGCCCCACAAUGUUGUCGAGUGUCACAAUCCCUUUUGUUGUGUUUUAUCAGGCAGCAGACACACAGGCAGAGAGGCAGAGACAGGGAUGGAAGCACUGCCUCCCCAGAUAACCAACAUCAGCACUCAGAGCACAGAAAGAAAUAAGAGAAAGAAGAGGGAGAGAGACUGUGACAUUAAUAGAGAGAGAUGAGUCAGUCAAAAGAAAGGAGAGAAGAAAGAGAGGAGAGAGAAUGAAGUUCAGUUUAAACUCUGAGCGAGGGCAGAAGUCACAGUGUGAAAGUUUUAGUUUGGGACUUGCAAGUUAUUACCAACUAAAUGUCAUUUUAGCUUCCUCUUGUGUCCUUUUGUCCUGUCUUUUUUAGUGGUUUGUGUGUCUGUGUCUGUGUGAGGGGGACUUUAGAAAAAGAAGUAAUGGUCUAAAUCUGUUAGUGUUUGUGUGUGUGUGUGUAUGUGAGUGUGUGUGUGUGCAAGAAAGAGUGUCUGGAUGUGCAGAUAGAUCAUGGAAUGCAUUGCAAAGCCUUUUCUGUGGCUAGUUCUGUGGAUACAGAAGAAAAGGGGAAUUCAUUUCAGUGCUUAGGAAGAGCUUGUAUAUGUGUGUGUGUGUGUGUGUGUGUGUGUGUGUGUGUGUGUGUGUGUGUGUGUGUGUGUGUGUGUGUGUGUGUGUGUGUGUGUGUGUGUGUGUGUGUGUGUGUGUGUGCUGGCUGCCGAUAGGAGCACAGCGGCACAUGGCGGUGCAGCUGCAGAGGCCUGAUAGUGCUAUCUGAUUGUGAGCGUGCCGUCUUCCUCUAAGGCUCGCUCAGGAGAGAAUGGAACGGAAGAUCAAGGAUGACAGCGAAAAAAUGGCAUUUUAUCUGAAAAUAGUUCAAAGUUUAUAAAUAAAAUAAAGCUUUUCACUGGGACUGGGAGAAGGAGAUAAAACACCAGCUCGCUCCAGCUUCAGCCGCCUGCUUGCCCGGGCCUUGUCCUUUCCCUACUUCCUUCCCUCCUUAACUUCACUCUUCCUUUCUGCUUCCCCUGCUAAGAAACUCAUUUAGAAAGUGAAGCAUUAUGGAGGGAUUUUUUUUCAACAAAUCUGCAAGCAGAGAUUGGAGGAGAGACUGAAGAAGUGCAUCUGUUUCCUACAUGCUAUAAUGACUAUGCAUACAUACAUUUAUUUUUAUAUACAUUCAUUAACACCUACUUAUUUUCUGCAAAGGCAUGCAUAGAAAGAGCGUGCCUCUGGUAUUCUUGCAGCAUUAAAUCUUCCUCUUGGUUCAUGAACUUUCAUGAACUAUGUUUCCACCAGUUGCGAGUAAUACCAUCAACAGAUAUUGCCUUCAAAUAGUGUGUAUGUUUUUGAGUGGGUAGUACACACCUGUGAGUGACCACUGAGUCUUAGUUUUCACUUCUUUCUAGCGAUUCAACUUUUUCCAGAAUUUUGCAAAUGGUGGUGCUGUUUUUUACGUUAGUUUUCCCUCCUCAGGUGAAUUUCCAGUUGGCCAAUGUGAUGGACCUGUUCACCACCAGUCUGGCUCUGGCGGGUAUCAGCCCUCCUGAUGAUAGAAUCCUUGAUGGUCUAGAUCUGACACCAGUGCUCCGGGGGUCACAGGCUCCACGGACCCUCCAAAACAGGUAAGUAAAACCAAGCUGUCAUGAAUUCUACUUUUAAAGUUCAUGAGUACCCUGAGCGUAGCAGAAGUGUUACACAGAACUGUAGAGAUUUUUGCAAAUUGAUCCUCUUCAGUUCUGUCAGGAUGGACGGUGAAUGUUUUUCAGGUCUCUCCAGAGAUGCUAAAUUGGGUUUAAGUCAGGGCUCUGGCCGGGACUUUCAAGAACAGUUCCAGAGUUGUUUCUAAGCCACUCCUUUGGUACUGUAGCUGUGUGCUUGUUGGAAGGUGAACCUUCGGCACAAUCUGAGGCCCUAAGAACCCUGGAAAAGGUUUUCUUUCAGGAUAUCUGUACUUGGCUGCACUAAUGUUUCCUUCAACCAUUUUUCUCCACACAUACUGCUUAAUAUUAAGGCCAAAAAGUUCAGCCUUGGUCUCAUUAGACCAGAGAAUCUUAUUUCUCAUCGUCUCAUAGUCAUAGUGGGCUUUUUUUUUGGUCAAACUCUAUGUGGGCUUUCAAGUGUCUUCUGUUGGGACCACUCUCUGCAUCUCUGGAGCUCAGCCACAGUGAUAUUUGGGUUCUUCUUGAUUUCUCUCACCAAGGCUCUUCACAGCCAGCUCUAGGAAGAGUUCUGGUCAUCCCACAGUUCUUCAGUUCUUCCAUUUACGGGUGAUGGAGGCCACUGUGCUCUUAGGAACCUUAAGUGCGUCCUGUGCCGCGUCACAAUUCUGUCUCUAAACUUUUCUGGCAGUUCCUUAUGAGUCUUAGACUACGUUUACACGUGCCCGGAAUAUUUUCAUAAACAGACAUUUCACCCUCUCCGUUUACAAAAACUGCGUGCACACCACUUUGUUUUCAGAGAGGUUUUCAAUUACACUUACCUGUAUAUGCCGUCAAGAGCAUAUCAAACUUGUGGGUGGCAGUGUAGUGAGAAGCUCAAGUCUACGUUAGCCAAUCAGAAUCCCGCAUAGCAACAACAACGUCCCUUCCUUCUUCCCUGCGCACAAUUUGCCAUCGGCUACCCAAAUCUCAAUUUUCCUCAGUUUUUCUCUGUCUACAUCCAAUCAGCAAACUGAGUUUUUCCAAAAAUCUCCACUCUGGCCGUCAUUUUCAAAAAUCAUCGUUUACAGGGGCGAACUCUCUGUUUGCAUCUUAACGAAGGGUGCAAACGAUGGUUAAUGUCUCUGUUAAAAAUAAACAGUUAUGUAUAAAUGGGGCCUCAUUUGAAAACAGGUGUGUGCCUUUACUAAUCAAGUCCAAUCGAUUUAAUUAAACACAGCUGGACUCCAGUAAAGGUGUAGAACCAUCUCCAGGAUGAUCAGAAGAAAUGGACAGCACCUGUGUUUAAUAAACGAGUGUCACGACAAAUGGUCUCGAUACUAAUAACCGUAUCUAAAAUAGUUUUUCUUUUUUGAUGAAUUUGCAAAAAUGUCCACAAUUCUUGUUUUUUUCUGUCCACAAAUGAGAAAAAAAACAACUUCUGCAUCUUCUUGUUUGUCUCAACAACUAUCAAAAGUACUGCUUUGAAUUUUGUGCAGACGCACAAAAUCUAUCAACGACUUCCAGUUAUUGUUAGUACAGAAAUAUGGUUUGGAAGGGUGUUUUUGAGUGAAACACUGGCUGAAUUUCAACGUUUACUUCAUGGUACAAAUAUUUCUCAAUACUGUCCCAAUUGAGAGAGUUGUACAACACAUUCCUGACAGACAUCCAGUCGUGUUAUAUAGACCCGAAGCCAGAAUUUGAUAUUUUGAUACUGGUCCAGAUGUAAACAAUUACAUUAUAAAUCAUAACAAAAGCACUUGAAGGAUGAGUUUCCCACCUUACUUCAGUAAAACCUCCAGGGUAGAACUAAAUGGAGCAUAUUUACCCCCCCCUUUCUUCAACAGGCCAAUCUUCUAUUACCGUGGGAACGAGCUCAUGGCUGUGAGACUCGGACAAUACAAAGCACACUACUGGACCUGGAGCAACUCAUGGGAGGAGUUAAAAAAGGUACAAUUCCCCCUGAACACACCACUUCUGUCCCGUUGCUGCUUUUUUACAGUGUCUUACCCCCUUUUUUUUUGGUCUCUAAUCUAACUCAAACACACAAACACUUUCUCCGUCGGAGUUAUCUUGAAAAUGGCUCAUCAGUUGACUGCUGUGUACAUCAGCACGUAAUGAAUAUUAAUGAAGAGCCCCCACACCAGCAGAUUUACAUCAUUCAUCAGCCGGUUGACUUGUUUGUUCGAACUCCAGUGGAGAUCUUCUUCCUCUCCAUUUACAUAGCCACAUUUCCUGCUGUACUCUUCUUCUUCUUUUGGCGUCACAGGGCACAAAAAGAAAAGAGAUGCCAGCAGUAUCUCUCUGUCAUAAUCACAUCAUCUCUAUUCUGAUUAAAUGCAUCAGGAGAAAUAUGUUAUUUGAUGCUUGACAGGCAGGAUAGUGUCAUCCUCGGUUCUCCUUUCUGUCCAUAAAAACAUGUCCUCCUGUCCUCCCUCGGUGGCUCUGCUUUUCCUGUGAUCCAGUUUGUUUUAUGCCCCAUCGGCCGCUUAAAUUGCUCUCUCCUUCAGGGCUGCUGAAUCAAUAGCAGCCUCCUUUAUCAACUCAUGUGAACUGAAGUGGAACUUCACAAAUAAUGGCGUCUGAUUGCCUGUGAGUUGCCUAUCGAUUGGUGUGUAUGUGUGUGUGUGUGUGUUUGUACAUGCGAAAGCGAGAGAAGACAAGACAUAACAUGCAUGCGUAUGUUCUGUGCUUUGCAGAGAGGAGCAUGUCGUGUUUUUUAUGGAGCCUCUACAGUAUAUGCUUCAUGGGAUUAUGAGGGUAUCCUUGAACUGUCUCAUGUAAAGUGUUAUACAUCUUAUAAAAAUGUAAACAAACUGAUUUGUCGGGUCAUAUUGAGUUGUUUUAAAUUUUAGACUUUGCAUGCAACGCUUAAGAAAGUUCACAUGACCCUCAAUUUACCAUUUCUCUGACUAGUUAUCUACUAUCAAACCUUAAAAUCCUGUUUUUUCCUUCUUGCUCUUUGGAUUUUUUAAAAAUACUACAAAAUAUGAUUUGGGUUUCUUAGCCCACAAUAAACAAAAAAAAAAAAGAUAAACAAGGGAAGAUGUGUGUCUGUGAAGAAGAACAAAAUUACAGGUUAAUAGCUGAGAGACGUCUCGCUCCGUUCUGACUGUGUUCAUGCAGCUCAGCCAUGAGGAAAAUGAGAAAUUUCACAGGCUUAAAUGGUUCUCAUCAAACUCUCUUGAGGCAGCGAGUUGAUGUUAAUAUUGUGAAAUAUAGUUUGCUGUGACUGUGGCUCCUUUGUGUUUGGAUUGCUGAGUAAUGUGUGCUACAGUAGGAGCUGGAAAGCAGCUGUAAUAGCUUUUUUAACCUUGGUGAAAGCGUCACCAAGGCUAUAAAUGAAAACUGUAAAUUGCUUGUUUCCCUGACAGUUAGUCCCUAAACUGGUUACUUAUUUCGUAUAAAUGUCAGCAGCAGUUCUGUUGCAGAAAUUGAUAAAAGCUCUGCGUAGAUUGUUUGUACAAUAUGUCAAAUAUAGCCACACACACACGAUUAAGAGAGCACUUGUUGGCAGCAUCUACUAUUUUAAAUAUUCAGCUAAGACCUGCAUAAAGUGGCCGUCCUCUUCAAUACUCGUCCAUGAACCAAAAAAAAAAGACACCGAAUCUUCUCUUUUCAAAAAUCCUCCUUCUCUUAGAUGCUCCAGCACCUUAUCUUGUAGCAAUGACUGCUCUGUUCUGGUUUGAAAGCAGCCUGGUUGUAUCCAUAGCAUUAGUGUCAGGGGAGAUAUGGACUUCUUGCUGUUCUGUCUUUGGUACAAGAGACAGAGUCAGAGAUACACACACACACACACACAGCAGGCCUUUCUGACUGCUCCUCUGGGAUGAGUUUUUCUUUUUUUUUUUUCUUUUUCAUUCCUUUCUGCAUUUCUAAGCUGCUGGCUUCAAAAGACAGGACGAGUCAGGAUGAGAGGAGGCUCUGCGGGGUGAAGGGUGGGGGGUGUUGGGGGGUAUCUACCCGUCUUACUCUCUUUUUUUCUUCUCUAUAUGUAUUUUGAGGUGCUCUGUUCAGCGCUCUCAGAGGGGGGGCAGCAAAAGGGCCUUACAGAUGAAUGCUUUCUCAAUAUUAGUUGUGCUCAUCAAAAAGUAUGUGCUUGUGUUUGUGUGUUUGUGUUUUGGAGAAAGGGGGCAGAUCUCCAGGGGGUUCUGGAGGAGCGCGUGUAUGUGUGACUCAAUCAGGCUGCAGUCGCUGCCAGGCUCAUGAGAAUGGAGUCAGGGAGCAGGAGCGAGGGCGUGGAGAGGUGGGGAGAUGGAGAAGAGGCAGCACAAGGAGGGAAAGUCCUCUUUUUUGUCCUGUGACUUAGGGCUGGGCGAUUAACUGAAAAUUUACAGAUUCCAAAAUUUACAACAAUAACAGACAUCAUUUUGCCUAUAUCGGUAUAUUAGGUGUCAAAAAAAUCAAUAAAUAAAAGUUGUUUUUGGAUGUGUGUAGGUAGGCUAUGGUGUCAUAUCCCUUUAAGUCGCUGUCCUACAUCAGAGACGUGACUCCAGUCCGUAACAAAGAGGGAAAGACAUGUGAGGAGAUGGAGGACGGUUCAAAAGUUGGAGCGGCUGAAGUAGACGAAGUUAAUGUGGGAGGGGGUGAGCAGCCUGUGGAGUAGUUAUCGAGGUGAACUGAUCAAUAUAUCAUGAUAUUGAUUUAAGACAAUAUCACCCAGCCCUAUAUUGACUUGAAUAUCUGUAACUUCUAAGGGAAGUGGCAUAAAUAACAUAACAGACAUUAGAUCAGCGUGCAUAUGAGCCAAACCUACAAAAUAGGACUUUGAGAUCAGAGAGGCAGACAGCUGCAAGACUAAACCUUUACAUCUGGAUCUCUAAUGUAGGUAAAUUUUUAGAGUUUUACACAAUCAAACCCAGAAAACCGUCCUCAUUGUAUGAGUUUAGACUCACAUUUAAAAGAAUCAAAAACACAUAAAUGACCAAACUGACGAUGUUAAUGUCUUUACUCUCGUGUUUGUGGCACAUUCUGAGAAAAUUCAAGUAUCUUUGUCUCAAAAACUCUGAAUCUAUCAGCUCUGGUCUGGAGACACUUAUUGGAAAUAGUCGAGAACUUUACUAAUCUAGCUAAGGCAGUUCCUUUGGAGUACCUACCCCCACACAGCAGUUAAAAAUAACAGUUUUGAAAUGUCAAUUUUGUUCUGAGUGAAUUUUUAAUCUGUUUCACAAUCUGUGUCGUUUCGUCCUUAAUUUCAAUUACACAUUUAAUAUUGUUAAAAAAAGAAUUUGUUCUUUCUCUCUCUGGUAGGGCAUCAACUUCUGUCCCGGUCAAGAGGUCCCAGGAGUGACGACUCAUGAGCAGAAAGAGCACACGAUGCAGCCAAUCAUUUUCCAUCUGGGACGGGAUCCUGGGGAAAAAUACCCAAUCAGGUGAGCUCUUUAAAUUAAAGAGGAUGUCAACGAGGAACCAGUGAGGAGAUGACAUGUCAGGGAUUGAGAAUAGGAAGGGAGUACGCCUGUUGCUAACGCAGACUGUGUCUGAGAUCAAUGCUGAUUCAGUGGCAUAAAAAAGAAGGCAGAGGAUUGAUCCGCUCAGCCGCAGCAUGCCUGAUUACACCCUCCUCUUUGUGAUUGCAAACAGCUCCUUAAAGAUCUCAAUCUGGACUCCAACCCUUGGGUGCACUGCUGCAGGUUAAAAUUGCUAGAUAAAUUGUUCAGGUCUAGAUUGAAAGUGAAUGCUGUUUAAUGGAGUUUUGCGUUCCUCUGCCUGGGCUCAGAAGAGAGUUAAGAAGCGCUGAGGGGGAAGAUGCCAGAGGACACAGACUGCAGAAGCUGAACUAAGAUUAUUACUAAAUAAGGAUGCAAAGAUGGAUGUGUGCAUCAUCCUUUACUGCAUGCAUACAGCCUGUGGAGUUUAUUUAUAUGAUGUUUUACGCAGGAUGACACCAUGGCUAAUACAUUAGGAUAAUCUCAAAAUUGCUUUGAUGACAGAGCAUUUGUUUUUGGGCUCCUCGCUGCCUCCUGGAUUGACCUUUCUUCUUCUGCCUCCUACAUUUCUCUCUUGUCUUUUUUCUUCUCUGCCUCCUUAAGCUUCUUUUAGGUUAGAAGGAAGAUUGAAUGAUAAAACAUGAAUGUUUUUUUAGUCAAAUGCAUAUACCUUUUAGCUUUGCAAGACACACAAAAAAGCAAAAAUGAAGAAAACAAUCAAUACACAACUAUGUGCUGAGUGAUUCUGGUUCUUGAUGCACUCAAAGAACACACAAUCUGUGGUCAAUGGCUGAUGGGGUCAGUGAGUUUGUCUAAAAGGUCAAACCUAGGGCAUCGAGCUGUAAAACUCCUCUGCUGUUCAUUAGGGAUGGGACAAUAUGCUUUUCUCCCGAUUUGAUUCUUCUACGAUUUUUUGGAUGCGGAUUCGAUUUAAAUUGCGAUUCUACAAUAUUGUCAAUUUUCACGAUUUUUAGUCUGCAUUUUUUUUUUCAACUUAAAUUUUAUUUUUAUUUUUUAAACCUAACAGAAACAAGACAUACAGUCAUUCAAAGAAAAAUAUAAGUAAGAACACACAAUCACAAAGAGGAAAAGAAAAUUGUCCAUGUAGCCUCCAUCAGAAUCAUCCAUUUUUAAAGUAAUGUGAAUAGAUUUAUAUUUGAUCCAUUUUUCCCACUUUCGGGUGUUUGUUUCUUGCUGGAGUUGCAGAGCGUGUGUUAAUUUCUCCAUUGCAUAUAAUUCUUCCACCAUGUCCCGACAGUUUUUCUGAUUGGGUGGAUUCUCCUUACACCAGUUCCUCGUGAUGGCCUUCUUUGAUGCUGCAAGAUGUAUUUAAGUCAAGUAUCUGUCUUUAGUUUGUGUGUUUACCUGCGUAAGAUUACAAUAGUCUGCAUUUUUAUCACCAGUGAAACAGUUGAAUGAUUAGGAUUUCUACUGACUAUUCCAAGAACCAUAUUUCCCCAAAAAAUACACAUCACAUGCAAGUUAGUUUUUAAGAUUUAUUCUUAAAUUUGGGGGGGAAAAAGUAUUUUUAACAUAAGAAUCGUUUUAAAAUUGCAAAACAAAAAAUCGCAAUACUUAUGUAAAUGGAUUUUCCCUCCCACCCCUACUGCUCAUGCAGUGCUCCUUCUAUAUCCUCUUCAAUCUGCACUUUUUGUUUCUCCUCAAACUUUGUGCCAUUUUGUUUUUUCUUUUCUACAUCUCACUCCUGCUCACCUCACUCACUCGCUCACUCCUCAAUGCUCCGCUUGCUGUCCCUCUGCAUCCACUGGGACCUUUCUCCACCAUCCUUGUAAACAGUGUGAGUAUUUUUAUUGGUGCGUGUGUGUGCAUGUGUGUAUGAACAUGUGCACGCCUGCAUUUUGUCCGUGUGCUCCUCGCUCCCCCAGCUGGACUGGCUGCCUGGCUGUCAUUAAUCUCUGUCUGCACCUAAAGAGCCACUUAAGAUGAUGUAGAGCCUGUCUGCACACAUACCUUCACUACUGUCGCAGCCUGUGAUACAGCAAGGAGCACACACACACACUCACAAACACACACACACACAAACACACACAGACAGAGGGAAACAGUGUAGAUUGUAAUUAUGCAAUCUAAGAGGAAGUUUAGGAGGAUUUUGUCGGUGCAGUUUUAGACAAAUCUAAUCGGAGUUGGAGGAUGACGAGGCGUGAUUUUGAUGGUACAAGAGGAAACACAAGCCCAGCUCGGUCUAUUUCCACCUUACUCAGGAGUUUUAGAUUCCCACCGGAGUUGUUCAAAGGCUCUCCCUGCCUCCCAUUUUGCCCUCCACCUUUGUGACCUCAGGCUCUGAGGUUAACACAUCCUACUUUUUUUUUUUCACCACCCACCUCCGCUCCUGUCUCCAGAGCCCCUGCGGUCAUCCAGAGUGUAGUCCCAGCACUCACACUGCAGGCACUGCCGCACAGUGUGGCCUCAUCUGCUGCCUGCCACCAGCCUCUUGUGUCCCCAAUCAAUAGUCCUUACUGAAGUGCUCAAUUUCCACCCGGGUGGAGAAGCAUGGUGGAGGGGAGGGGCGGCCAGGACAGAUGUAUUUGAUUGUCUCCUCAAUUCCCCCACCUUCUGCUACUGUGUGGUUGUUUGUGUUGUUUUGUGUGUGCGUGUGUGUGUGUCUGUGUGUGUGUCUGUUCCAGCCAUAGUGUUAUGAAUCAGUAAUCAGAGUGGUGACACACCUGAGCAAUGCCCCCGUCCCCCUUGGGUGCCAUACAUUAUAAAUCAAAAGACUGGAUUUGCAUACAGCCUGCUUAUUAUUCCAGAAUUUGCCUGUACACCAGUAGGCUAAGGGUUAUAAUCAUGAUAAUGAGCCAUGCUGACUGUGGGCUUUUUAUUAUUUGUUUGCAGAGGGGGCAUAAACAAAUGAUAUUAUUAGUUUUUGAUUUAGAGGUCUGCACUGUACGAUUCUUAGUGCAUAGACAAAACAAUGGAAAACUUUAUGCGAGCCUCUCAGCACAUGGCAUGCUUCGCUUGCAGAGUUUUCCAGAAAAAGUGAACGGUUAAAACAGCCAGAUAAAUCUUCCUCGCGUUCGCUUCGAUUAAGUUGCUUCAUCACUUAUCACAAAGUGAAUCACAACAAUAAGCAGCAAGCACAGAUAGCAGGGGGAAUGAAAUAUCCCCCCGCUGAUUGGGAUCGGGCAAAAGCACGGUUUGUGAUUUCAGAUAGCCGAAGCAAUUUAAUCUAAAUGUUUGAUUUUUAACCAAGGGGAGUAAUCUGGUUUCUCCUCCAUCAGCUCGGGUCAGGAUGUGGAGAUAGUUAGCUUAUGACGAAUGUGGCACACCAGGAGAGAGUCUAAUUGCAGCCAGUGCACUCACUACCAGUCAAGUAAUUGUAGGGCAAAGUAAAGACUGAGAGUAUCGGGGAAAGGAGCAGGUGCUGGCUGAUGGAGGAAGCCUUGCUGCCCUGUGGGAGAUCUAAGGGGGAGGGUGGGUGUGAGCUGGCCAGGGCCUGGGGUUAUUACUCUAAUUGACACUUCACCUCACACACAUGCACAUGUUCCCCGGGGGCCAAUCAGAGGGCCGGGUUUGGAAUGAAGAGAGGAUGGAAGGCUGGCACAGGUGCUGCCUGCGAGUGUAUCAGGGGUGUAAUUGCACUGCUGAUAUUUGUCUGUCCGCGUGUCACGCCACCAGACGCCCACUCCCCCAACACACACACGUACAUACAUGCGUGCACACGCAGCCCAUUAACCCUACAGGUCCUAUUGAGAGCAGCGUUCCUUUGAAAGCCUUCAGGGCCCCUGUGUUUUACACACUGAAUAUAAUAAUGCACAGAGGUGCUCAGCUCACUGGUGUCCAACAGCAGUAAUUGAGAGACAGGGGAUGGGAGAGGGGUUACAUGGUUCACCCUGCUGAGUGCGCUUUUCCAAAGGGUGCCACAGUGGGCAGCAUGUGUGUGUGUGCAUGUGCGUGUGUUAGUGUGUGUGUGUGACGUGCAAUUAUGUAAAAAUAACUGAUGUAUUAGAGGAAAAGUGACUCCAGUUUUUCAAAGAAAACAGGCAGUGUUUGUGUCCCUGUGGGUUUGUGCUAUAGAGCGAUCUAUUAGACAACAACACUUAUGGAAGUGUGUUUAUAUUUCUGUUCAUGUGAGGUGAGGUGUUAGCUGGUUUGAAGACCCCAGACCUCGUCCAUCUGUCAUUUUUAUGCUUUUUUAAGACUCUGAAUAAAGUUUGAUCAUUCAGGAUAAAUUUUAUUGAUUAGGAACACCCUUUUCAGAUUUUCCUGCCUUUUAUCACUAUUAUACAUUAGGACAAAAACUUGAUAUGAUGUUCCAUUCAUAAUCAAACUUGUCAUGACUUUAUGGAUUAUAUGUUCGCAGUGUUUUGACCAAAGAGUACCAGGAUGUCCUGAGCAGGAUCACUCCAGUUGUGCUGCAGCAUCAGAAAACCCUGGUGCCCGGAUAUCCACAGCUCAACAUGUGUGACGUGGCUGUGAUGGUGAGAUUCAUUAAAACACUUAACGGAGGAUGAUUCUGUUUCAAAAUCUAAAAAAAUGUUGAAAAGAAGAGACGCUGUAAGGAACAGCACACUCUUUUCCCACUUUACCUAGAGGCAGUGGACCACAGCCAGCAGAUACUGCAUUUUCUUUUUUAGAAAGGGCAUGUAGCUCCAUCGCUCUCUGCUCUCUUCAUCAGACUCGAACAUCUAAUGAGUAAAAUUAUGACUGAAAACAAUAACGGCUUUCAUGAAUAGGUGAUUGAUAAAAAAAAAAAAAAAUCACUUAACAAGCCUUCUUCUCGGUUUUUUUUUUUUUUAAUUUACAUAAAGCUCAAAGUCACCCACUUGUCUGAGAUUAAGUGUUUAACAACUUUUCUACCAUGGUGUCUGUCCGUAUGUUUUCUGUCUUCUAUGAUUGUUUUGAGGCACCCAAAGGUUCAGUUGUUCACGACUUUGAUAUUGUGAAACACAUGACCAUAGCUUCAUCUGUAGUGCAGCACUGCCCCCUUGUGGUUAAAAUAUAUAGUAUUCAAUAAAUCCUGUUUGUACACUAUGAUGUGAUUUAAACAGGGUUCCUACACAAGUAUGGAAAUAAAUUUGAUCAAUUUCCAGGUCUUAAAAAAGUCCGGAAAAGGAAAAAUAAAGUAAAUAUUAAUGUUUCCAGACUAUUAAAGAAAAUUUGGUACUUCUAAAAAUAAUUAAAAGUAUGGCAAUUCCAACUGUGUAGGAACCCUGUUUAAACAUUAGUCAUUCUCAUCAUUUAAUGUCGUUUUAUGGGCGUUUCAAAAAAGUAUAUACAUAUUGCAGCCAUACUGUAGUUAGGAUCAAAGAAAUGGUUUAGAAAAGAAACAGAUACUUCUCAAAUAUAUGUGGUUGUCUGAUAGCCAAAAGCCUCCGGGUAAAUGAGCUUAAUUUGAUCAGAAUUUUAACACAUCCUCCAACAAAAUGAUAUCUUUGACAGCUUGAUAUUUGUGUGCUGAUGGUGACUGUCACUCUCUGUCACAGAAUUGGGCCCCUGCAGGCUGCGAGAAGUUAGGAAAGUGUCUUAAAGUGCCAAAGUCUGACCCCAAGAAGUGUGACUGGCCGCACUGAGAGCAGAACUGCUGCACCAGACGCCGGGAUGAAGACGCCAGAGAUGUGCCUUCCUAUAAAUCAGUCAAACUCGUGUUUAAAAGCAUGAGAGUUUUAAAUUAUAUGUAAAAUUGUUAAUGUGAAAAUGAUGUCUUUGCACAAUCAAGGGAGUUUUUUAUAGUUUGACACAUUGAAUCAAUGAUGCAAACUGUUUUUUAAAGUUUUUAUUCUCAUGAUUGUAUGUGAGCUCGAAAUGUUGAGAGCAUUGUUUUUCCAGUUUAAGCAGUUUUUAUUAUUUUAGAGAAGGGAAUGAAUGUGUUAAAUGUGAUCAUGCAUAAAGUAAUAAACCUCACAAUUUGCA